AUGUGGGAAGCCGGGUAUGGGCAUGGUUUGGCAACAUUUUCUGGACAGGCAGGUGGACUAUUGUGUGCUUCGGCUGAGUUGGCUUAUGGGUUAGUAGCCGAAGACUCUUGUCGGAAAUUCUUUCUCGUGGAAGGCAUAGUGCUGAUGUUUGCUCGCUGGUCAGAGAAUCUAACCGAGGAUGGUCCGCGCCAACUCAUCCGUGACCAAGGCAAGAUCUAUACUGCCUGCGGACAGGGCAAAAUCCCGUUCGUCAGCGCUACGGAUAUCGCGGCCGUCGCCUAUUGCGCUCUGACCGAUCCUGACUCACAUAACUGUAACCACCAGCUAGGAUGA
This is a messenger RNA of Monascus purpureus, 333 nucleotides long. NCBI's taxonomy places the organism in Eukaryota, Fungi, Ascomycota, Eurotiomycetes, Eurotiales, Aspergillaceae. The record is from the annotation of a GenBank genome assembly.